Ooceraea biroi (clonal raider ant) is the source of this 17634-nucleotide messenger RNA. RefSeq lists its product as uncharacterized. Gene Ontology annotation, molecular function: DNA binding. NCBI's taxonomy places the organism in Eukaryota, Metazoa, Arthropoda, Insecta, Hymenoptera, Formicidae. The record is from RefSeq and is a predicted model, not a curated record.
CGGGCGACGGCUGCUCAGUCAGGGAUCUCGGUUGCAUCGCGUCGGUCGAGGGAUCUGCGUGCGGUCGCGAGCGUACGAGAGAGAGCUCUCGCACCCCUCGCUCUCCCCCCGUUUCUUCCCUCGGGCCGUCCAUCGGCUCGCGGCGUGUCCAUUGCCGAUCGUCGCGUUACCGCGACGCUCGGGGACUCCCGAUCCCGCCCGCGCGUCGAUAGUCGACCUGCGAGUGCCGACGAGGGGACACCCCGUGCGCGCCCGAGUGAUCUCGCGAUCUCGUCGCGCUUCCGAGAGGAGCGAAAGGAGGCGAAAGGACGUGCGGGACGACCGGAAGUAGGAAAUCCACCGAGGCGGACGUGCGCUUUAUUCCUCCCCCCCUACCACACUCUCUCCGUCUCUCUCCGUCGCGCCAGCGAGCGCGCGUUUUCUCUCUCUCUCGCUCUCCCUCUAUCCCGAUACCUCGUUCUCUAUCUGUCCCCCUGUUCCCUCCCCCGCGCGCGGUCCCCUUCUGUGUCUCGCUCGCGUCGGUCCUCUGUCGACGGCCGUCGGGGCCGCGCCUCCUGGACACCCGCCAGCGUGAUGCGCGUCGCUCCAGUGCCGUGUCCGGUCGUCGUCUGAUGACGGCUCGUCAUCGGACCGUGCUCGGCAGCUUCUUCGCGGCAGCGGUUAGCCGCCUGCUAUGCGGCCUGUGACCGUGACUGCCGUGCCGCUACGAAGGAGAGGAAGCCGCUGCCGCCGUCGCGACGACGCUCCGUCGACUCCGUCUAAUUAAAUGAUGCCGCUAAGAGAUCCCACGAAUAAGCAUGAGGGAAAGAACACCCUCUGCCGACGACACCCCAAAGAGGGCACCACCGGCACCGAGCAGAGAGGCCGCCUCGGCGGACGUAGCUGGUAGUGAGACACCGAGUGACGAUACAAUCGAGGAUUACCGCACAGCGAAAUUAUCCGGUAUCCCUUUGGCACCCGACGCGACAUCGUCAUCGUCGUUGCCGUCGACGUCCGACAGGAUGGUGGCGUCGACGCAAAGCCUGGAUGAUUUGGGCGUCAACCACUCUGCCAGCGCGGGCAGCAACGGCGAUCGUCAACUACAACAAGAGCGAUAUGGACAUGUCUACAGAUCGUCAUCGCAGACCACCCAGGACAAACGAUCACGGUUGAGCAACGUGAUCAAUAACUUGCGCAAGAAGGUGCCGGAUAGAAAUGCGACCUCGCCGCGGAAGGAAGAGGACAACCGGAACAGCGUUGAGCGGAAUCUGGAAACCUUAGAAAAAUACGUGAUGACAGUAUUAAACGGCGUCAUCAAGGAGGACGAGGGGGAAGAGGUGGAAGAAGAAGAAGAAGAAGACAAAAACACGGAGGAGCCGGAAAGAUGUGGGAAGAGUGCUAAUAAUGAAGAGGAGGAGGAGGAAGAUGAGGAAGAAGAAGACUCGACAGGUAUGGCGGUCCAAUCCGAGCUCUCGCACGAGGGCGACAUCGAGGCGGCUGUUGCACCGCGUCUAGAAGAUUCGGUCCCGGCUUCAGUCGACUCGUGUGACGUCGAGAAUAUCGAGUCAUCGAAUAUUGCUGACUGUUCGAGUGCAACAACAGUGCCGAAGGAUAACACGAUCCAUUCGGCGAACGAACUCGGUCAGGACUCGAAGGAGGCUUCGUCGAGAGUGGAGGAGGAGCGCUUGGACGCUGAGGAAAGUGAAAACUCCUCGUCAGACGCCCCGGAAAAUAGUCGAGAAGUUUCGCGGGAGCGGAAGAUGGGGCGUACCUUAGGUACGAUUAUAAUGGACAGGUUGAGCGAGCACCAAGUCGAGGAGAGAGCAAACAUCGACGACGGCAGAGGAGAAGAAGAGAGAGGGAGAGAUCUGCGUGGCGAACACGCGGAGGUGCGUGCAAUAUGCGGCGAAUUGCUGAGCGACUUGUUGACCGACGUUCAUCAAACUGUCAGCGAUCAAGGAGGUCGAAGACCGAAAGCCGAGGAGUGUGAGAGUGAAAGUGUCGAUGCGACCAAGCCGGGAGUGAACGAGACUAAAGACUCGAGCGUCCAGGUGAUUCAGGAAUCGCCCAUAACGAGCUUGCAUUGCAGUCUACCGUUGGACAAGGUCGCGUCAGUGCUUCAGAACUGUCACGGUGCAAGCGAGUCGGCGGUGGCGUUGCGACUUGCGUCGGAUUCGUCUUCAGGUUCAACGCCGACGCAGAAGUCGAAACCAUCGUCGUGCAGCACACCUCCGGUUCGAUUGCUCUGUCUUUAUUGCGACAGGAAGUUUCUGUCAAUGUCGCUGCGGCAGCGACACACGGAAAGGGUGCAUCAGCUCGGCGGUGGCAGGAGAUCGGAGAGGAACUCGCGAAAACCCUCCCACAACUGCCAAUAUUGUUCAGAGAGAUGCACCGAUACCCUCGAAGCGCUGUUCCAGCACAUGGUUGGCAGUCACGAAGACAAGUAUCAUGCGUGCGUCCAGUGCUCGACGAGAUAUCCCACCCGAGAAGCCUUGAAUGGACACAUCGGCGAAGUGCACUGCGGAAACACCGACAGAACUGGUCAGAAUCAGUCCGAAAAAAACAAAGAAGGCUCGCCCUGCAAAGAAUUCUGCAGCCAAAACCUCCGCGAGAAGGCAAACGCGUCGUCAAUCAGAGACAGAAGAUCCGAGGAAAAGGAGUCGAAGGGUCAAGAUGAUAAUCGACAAUCGGACAAUAUCCGAACUAAACUCAUCGCGACUCGAGAUCCUAUUGAUAAUCCAGCCAGUCCCGAGUUUGACAGUUCUUUCUACAGCAACGUGAGCUGUAACAUCCGCGAGAACCUGCUACACCAUUUGGACGGCAAAUUGCAGUCGAUGAGCAGCUCGUCGUCAUCGACGUGCGUGCCGUCAAUCGCCGCCACGAGCACGACAUCAUCGGGGACGACAACAGCAACGACGACGGUGGAAUCGAAAUCACCGCAGCAGCAGCAGCAACAGUCACAGCAGUCAUAUUACGAGCACAAUGUCAAUCAGAUUCAGUUGCCUAUCGAUAUUUCGUUGACCGCGGCGACGCCGGUCUACAACAAGGACUAUCCGACCAGUGAAGAGUACGAAAACUCGAGCGAGCACGCGCGGAAGGCCGGCAAGACGAGCAGCAACUCGCGGCCGCGUCGAGUUUCCUUCGAAAAAUACAAUUUCCCGCGCAAGUACGGCGGCAGGGAACAGUGGACGUGUUCGAUCAAGGAUCUCAGCAAAUUCGACAUCUCGACGCAACUGUCGCUGCACAAGAAGCAGCAACUGAUCAAGGAACGCCUUGGCAAGCUGCACCAGCUGCCCCCGUUGUUGCCCACCGAGACUACCGAGGUAUCUUUGGCCGAUCAGGAACUGGUUGAACCGAUCGUCGAAACAGUGGCGAGCAGCCAGGACAGCGACGACGGCCACCGCGUACUCGACACAACUACCGCGAUCCUUGACAACAUCCGCUGCGACCUGGGGGAAUCAUCUCCAGGCCACGACGGAACAUCGCGGCAAAUCACGACGGAAUCGUCCACGACUGCAACCGAUUCGUCAAGCCCGGUGCGACCGUCGAUUGCCACGAAAUUCAGUUCCGAAUUCGCGGACUUUAUGAGACUGAGGAGGCGAGAUCAGAGUGUCGAGAUCGCUAAUAGCCAGGACGUCAUCCGUGCUGAAUUGAGCGGCGAGUGGUCGCGACCGCGGAUUUACAUUUGCGGCGCUUGCGGCUCUAAACACAUGACGCUGAAGGAGAUGGAGGAUCACAAGGCUUCUAUGCAUCCGCGCGUCCUGUGCACACAUUUUGAACUAACCGGCGAUCAGCGCGAGCAGUACAAGCACCUGUAUCUACCGGGACAAUGCGCGGCCACCGAGGAAGCGCGUGACGCUGCACUCACCGACCUGGUGUGCACCAAGUGCGCCAAAGGCUGCUUAUGCAUGGCCGAGCUGCACCGUCACAUGUUGGAAUGCGGCGGCGAUCACGCCUGGCUGCUCGGUCUCACCGGCAGCAACAAGAAAAAGUGCAAAUGGCGGCCGUUUGGCAGCCGUAGCCGGCGACGUCGUCAGCGCGGCAUGAAGAGGAGCAUACAGAACUCGCAAACGCAACAACCGCGACUCGUCACUGCCGACAGACCUAGGUUGGUCCCUAGGGAGAAGCCGGCACCAACCGGGCCCAGGGUCCGACCCAGCGACCGUGAAAGCAUCCAGAAAAUGUUAGCCAAUCUACCGGCUAAGAGGGCCACGAGAAAAGUUUUGCAAGACAACGUAAUACGAUCACAAGGCAGGCUUCGUAAAGUGCAGACCAGAACAAGACCUGGCAUAAUCGACAGUGACAAUUUAUCCGCGUCACGAAUCUCGCGCAACAAGACGGCUCUGCGAAACAAGCUGCUGAAGAACGCCAAGUCGAUCCAACGGAAUCGCUGUCGAAGCGACAACAUAUCCGCGGUGAUCGAGAGCGUCGUGAAGAAGUGUCACGAGAUCGAUAAAAGAGCGGGCACUGACGCGAUCAAGAACAAUGCGGAAGACGGGGACAAGAAAGAUGCCAAAGAGCUCAGGGAGGGUACGUCAAAAUCGACUGGCAAUAAGACUUCGGGCCUGGACGGAAAGACCUUUCGACUAAGACUUGUCGGCCGGCCUAAGAUUCUUGGCAAGAAGGAGAACGUCAAGGCGAAGAAGCAAUUUCGAGGCAAAGGUACCGGGAAGCUGGUGAACCUAAAGCUGAAGGGCAGGCCUGUAAAGUUGAAGAGUGUCGUAUCGGAAACGAAAAAUGACGCGAAUAACGAAAUAUUCUCCCCAAAGAGUACACCAAAGAACGCGAAGGCAACACCGAAAUUGAACGAUGAUGCCUCUUUCGACAGCAAGAAGACGACCUCAACGACGAUUUCUGGGGUAAAGAGCAAGACCAAAUUGACGCUGAGCGCGAGGAGGAAACGUGCCAUCGACCCGGUAGCGUCCUUGAACGCGUCUAUCAAAGCGAAGUCACAGUUACGCACGCAAGAUGGCAAAUUUGCCCGAAAUCCGAAUAAGAGCUCGUCAACGAAAUUGUUGGACGACGGGAAACCGAAAAGCGCUGACUCGGCUGACGGCAAAUCAAAAGUGAAAACGAUGCAGAAAUUGAGGAAGGCCGAAGUAGUCCAGCCCCGAAGAGUCACUCGGCUGUCGUCGGACAGCGACAAGAUGCCUACCUUGGAACCCGCCGUGCAGAUAGUCUCUUCUAAUGAGGAAUAUACCGAUAAGUCGGUAAACGAUCUACCUAUUCUGUCGCCGGUGAUGUCGUCAUCGAUGUCUCUUCAGGAACAAAAAGUAUCGCGGGCCUCUGCAAAGGGCGUCUUAAAAGACAAAGAGGGAAACACUGAGACGCGGACGGAGAAAGAAUCGGAAAAGGAAGUGGUAAAGACCACUCCCGUGUCAGACGUUCCAUCCGAGGUGAAGAAGCUACUUUCAUCCAACAGGGAAGAGGAUGUUCUGAGUAUAUUGGAAGUCACGUCUAACGAUACUGGCCCAAGACGCAGUUUGAGGCAGUCAGCGCCGAAAUUGAAGGCGAACGACGACAGUCAUCUACGAGAGUCCGACGACGAGCUGGGCGGCUCGAAAAGCGCGAGCAAUGCUGAUUGCGAGACAAUGCCGGAAAAUAGUGCGAAAGAACAGAAAUCGGUAAGGGGGAGAAAGUCGAAAGAAAAGAUAAAGGACACAGCAAAGCACAAGGAAGAUACAACUGAAGGAAACAGGACGUCGAAGAAUAGCUCGGCGUUACUGAAGGAAGGAAGAGCGAAAAAUAGGAAGAAUCUCUCUGUCAACAAUAGCGCCGAAGAAAUAUCCAAAGCCGACGCGAGUAAGAAAGAUUCAAAAGCGAAGAAAGAGGAAGCGAAGGAAACUCAAAGCAAUUCGAAGACACGAAUAGAGAAAUAUUUAGAAAAACUAAAAGUAUCGGAUAUUGCAUACGAGGUGAAGAAGCUAUUGUCUUCGCAUAAAAGCGAAGAGCAGAUUUUGAAAAUAUUGGAAGUCAUAUGUAACAAAACUGGCCCAAGACGCAGUCUGAGGCAAUCAGCGCCGAGGUUGAGAAUGAGCGACGACGGCCCGCGACAACCCGAUGACGAAUUGGAUGGCUCGAAGAGCAAGAGGAGGAAGCUCGAGAUAAUCAAGAAAUCCUUUAGGAAGAUCAUGGAGAAGAGAAGCGUCAACGAUGUAAAACCAAGUUCGGAGAAUGAUGCGACUAACGACGAGGGACAGAACGAAAAGGGCAAUCCGAGCAGAAGAGAUAGUCGAGCAGGCGUUAAAACAAAGGAAAUCGUAAUCGACAACGUUAAUAUUGAAAAUAAGAUCAACACCAAGGGCGAGCCCUGCUCGGAAGGUGAAGGCGACAGUUCACGAAAGGGCAACGGCAUGGUAGAAAAACGUCGCAGUCGCAACAGGUCGAUCGACGGGGAGGCUGAAAAAACUAAUGUGCGCACAGUAGAAAAACAGGGCUGCGUCGUGAGCAAAGCAUCCAACGAGAAGGAAACCGAUGGACAACUCGAGGGAGCCGCAGACAAGGCCGAUAGUAAAAGCGAAAGCGACGACGAGACCGAUAGCAAUUCUGACGAUCGCUCGGAUUCCGCGAUGGUUAAUCUCAACCUGAGUCACUUGCAAUCGGAAACGAGCAAUUUGUCCAUCGACAGUGGCAAGGAGAACUCCCUAGAGACCUCCGUGAACGUCCACAGCAAGCUGAAGUUAACGCGACCGAAGAAGACGUGGGGUGCGCGCCGGGAGAGAUCGUCGCGUAAGAGAUCUUUGAGCAACGUCAUCGGCAUUUUGACAGAGGGUAUGAAUUCGAAGAACAUUCCCGCGGAGGCGCAGCAGAGCGUUCAGGUACUCACAGUUCAAACUAGUCUAGAUAAUCCGGAUAGAAUAAUGCGCAACGGAAAUGCGCAACAGCCGACCACCGGUAGCGCGGACAACAUGAUCGCGGUAGAUACGACGUUUAGCGAAUUAUCGUCGGUUCUGGCCAGGAACGAACAGGGAUCCACGGAAGGCGAGGUCAUCGCGGCGAAUGCCGGCCGUCGCAUGGAUGACGAGAAGAACGCUCAUCCUUGCCCCAAUAAAACGCAGGACGAAAACGCAUUUGCUAGUCAAAAGGUUGACGUGUCGCCGAACGUUGCAGCUGCUAAAGCGCGUGCACCCGCCAACGAUAUCAUCCUCGAUCUCUCUAGAAGGAAACCAAAGGGCAAGGGCUCUUUCCUGGAGAAGAUCGUGUCGAAAAUAGCAAAACAGAAGGAUGCUUUGCUGGAAGGUGAAGUAGGUUCCUUGUUGGAUACCGCGGCCGACGAGUUGACCAGCAUCCUCGAUGAGGUCGGACCCACCUUGACUGACAAUGCGGAAAACGUGAAUUUUGGUGAGACGAGCUGCGUCUCGAAAGAAGAGAGUAGCGAAAGCGCGAUGAAUGCAUCUACUGAUAAGGGAAUGCUGACGAUUGCCGACUCCGAAAUCCGGCCAUUGCAAGAUAGCAAAGUUACUCUUGAAGAUGUCACUUCCGAGCGUACGACGGAUUUGCUGGAAACUCGAGGCAAUGUCGAGGAAAAUUCGAUAGAAGAGACUGAAACGCGUAUCCAGAGCGAAAAUCAAUGUGAUGUGACUGGCGCUUCAGAUAAAGAAAGUCUUGUCGAAGAAUCGCAGAUUUGCAAAAGUAGUUCGGCAGUGAAAGAAGAAGUGACGACUGCCGCUCCGUUGGAGAGCACAAAUGACAGUCAAUCAACGACGGAUACUUCAACGGAGAAUCUUAAUUCGUCAGAUUUAACAGGAGGAACAAGUUCCGAAGGAAAGGAAAGUACAAAGUCCAGAAAGAAAUCCAGGAAGAGAUCAAUGGAAGACGCGUCCUCGCCCAAAAAAAAAAGCAAAAGGCGAUUAGUAGAAGUCGACGAAGAACGAGCUGAAGAUAAUACAGCGCAAAAGAAACUUCAAGUCGACGAUAGCAUCGCUUCCAUUCACGAGCCAGAAGAUACAUGCAAUAUUGAAAAGGAGCUUACGCAAGAAGAUAACGAGACUACGAAAAUUUCCAACGUAGAUACCGAAACCGAGAAGCUACAACUUGAUCUAAUAAAAUCGGCGAAGAAUGAUUCGGAGCUGAUGAGGUCAGAAAAGGAUCUUGCGGAAAAUUGCGACAAAUCGAAUUUAGAAGAAGUCACUUAUCUUCCAGAAACGAUUUGCGAUGUUGCAAAGAAAUCGACGACAAACAUUGAAGAAUCUAUUGAUGAAGCAAAAACCGAAUCUGAAGAAAGAACCACCGUUACCGACGUUCAGUUAAAAGAAUCGGCUGAGGAGAAUACGGAAUCUUCUUUAUUUCUAGAAAAAAGCAUUAAGCACGAAAAAUCUGUGGAGAAGGUUCAGACAGAGAAGGAUAUUGAUACGAAAGAACCUACGUCUAGGCGUGUAUCGAAGAGGAAGUCGCAGUGUGCAGUUGUUACAGACAGUACUCCGCAGGUUUCUGUAAAGCCGAGUAACAAGACGAAAGAGACAUCAUCAUUAUCCAUUAAAGAUAAAGUUUUGCAAUCGCCCGACGAACACUCAAUAAAAAUCGGCAGUGAGGACACAGACGCUUCUUUAAAAGGGUCCUCUUUAUUGCAAACAGUACCGAAGGAACACGAAGAAACGCAAGACAUAAAUAGUUCAAGCAGCGAUUCGACACCUUCGAAAACAACCAAGAAACGUAGCGCGAAGAAAAAAUCAUUAGCCGAUGAGCAUUUGGAACUGCCGGAAGACGAACCUGCUAAAACUCCUCCAAAACUAAACGAAGAGUCUGAAUCCUGUGUAACGGACUCUACUGAGCGAUUAUCUGCCAGCUUGGAACACUUCAAAGUACCAGAAAUGACGAACAUGUUGCAAAAUGCGAAGAAACGAGGGCCAAGGAAAAAGCUGCCGCCCGAGGACGGUCGCUGCAACAACGAAGGCAUUUCUGUGGAACAUCGAACGAAUGAAGAACCUGUAGAAAUUAGCGAAGCAUCCAAUUUGCCCGAAAAAACUGACGGACAAGAAGAAGAAGCCAAGAAGAGCGUCACUGAUAAACAACAAUCGAGAAACGCGAAGAAGCUCGAGAGAUCAAAUUCUUCAGGUUUAAUCGGACUCGUUCCUUCUCCAACCCAGACAAAAUCCACGGUCAAGAAGGCGCAGUCGUCGAACGACGAUCUUGCCGAUUCGAACAUGCCAAAUCAGAACGCCGAGAGCACGGACGAUUUGUCUGAAAGCUCCUGUGCCAGCGAAUCUAGCUAUUUCAGAAAGAAGCGAUUCGCGAAGAAGAAGAGACGGGAUGAAAAAGAUGCUAACGUACGAACUAUCGCUUCACCUAUCACAGAUUCGAAAAACAAGAAACGAAACGCGGAGACGAAAGCGGACAAAACUAAGUCGUUGCUUGACGAGCAUCUCGAUCUCUCCGAUUCAGACGACAUUGAUGUUCCGAUGGACAUCCGAGCGUCAUUGGAGAACACGAAGGCUUUGGAGGACAUUGAACGAGAGUUUGAGUCAACCGAGAAAUCGCGAAGCGAGGAAAAAUCUGUAACCGAUGAUUCAAUGAAUAAAGACUCGUGUUCACCGUUAGAGCGAACGGCAUCGAAGAAUUACGAUUGUCCCGAUGACUCGGUCACCCCGAAGAAACGCGCUGCCGGCAACUUCGUGGUGGUACACAGGAAAACUGGUGAGAUCUUGAUCGUGGAGAAAAGGAAGAAACUGACCAAGGAGGUGGCGAGAUUUUUCUGCCAUGUGUGCGCUACUAGCUUCACUCGGAAGAGCUCGUUGAAGAAGCAUAAAUUGUCGCAGUCUCAUCUGUCUCAGAUAGCGAAAUGCAAGGAUAAAGUCGAGCCCGCUGACGACAGCGCGUCCACAAACGUCGAGGAAAACGAUUGGAAGAGUUAUGAAGCAAGCGAUCGACAGGAGGAGGAUGUUUCAGAGAAUAUUCAAUGUGACGAUGUUAUCCAAAAAUCCUUAGAGUCCUUGGACAAACGCGCUUCAUACAUGGGUGACACUGAUGACAGACAAAUGGCAGACUCUCUGAUAAACCUUGAAGCAAGCAGACAAACAUUAGAGGACAAAUUGUUGGAUGAGGAGAUUUGCAAGAUCACGGAGAAUAUGAGCCAUGACGAGUACGUUUUGACCGAUCAGGUGACACCACUCUCGUCAUCGACUCCGAGCCAGCCGGUUCAGAAGAAACAUGAGGAUUCUUCUGAAAUUAAAAACGGCGAGAAAAAACGAAACAAGAAGAAGAAAAACCUUGCGGAAGAACAUUUGCUCUUGGACUCUCCUGAGGUGGAAAAGUCUAAAGUAGACUCGGAGGAACUUUCGGAUGCUAAUAAUACCGCCACGACGUUUCAUGAGCGCAGCACGACGGAAAAAAUACCGGAAACGGUGGAGAAAAUGAAAGAGGUAUUUAAAGAAAUUCCAUCUCUGGAUACAAUUGAAGCAAAGGACCAAACAACAUCAGAUCUUAAAUUUUUGAACGAAGAGACCAACUCCUCAAAGCUAUCCACGUGUGAGAUCGAUACGAAGUCUGACCAACAUACAGAAUCCGCAAGGACCACGAGAAGCACGUUAAGAAAACUCACCAAACCAGAUAGCGAAGAAAAAGAGGAAACUCAAGUUUCGACUGAGGUGAAUCGCUUCGGUCUAAGGCCCAGGAGAAGCAAGAAUUUUAUUCCACACUACGGAGAAUCUGACAUUGAGAGUUAUGUAUAUUUUAUGGAUAUUCCUAUGGAACUUAACAGCGAUGAAAUGGAAAACAGCUGCGACGCGCAAAAAGCGCAGAACGUAGCGGAAAGAGAAGUAAAUGAGAAUGCUUCACGGGAAAAACUGCAUGUAGGAUCGAAGCCGGACUCGACGAACGAUACGAAAAAAAGGAGACGUGGUAGACCGAAACUCAAGAAUCGAAUCGUUGCAAGUUCAAGUGUUACUUCGGUUUACGAGGAGGCUAAAAUUAAGGAAAGCAGCGGCGUUGCCACUCUUGAGGAAUCAAAAGACAAUGAUCAAAAAUUAGAUACGUCUAUUAAAGAGCACGAGAUGCAACGUGUUAACACGGCUGUCCAGCCUCCUAAACGUAGUAGAGGCAGGCCUAGGAAGAAUCCUGUACAAAUUGCAAGCAAUUCCACGGCGCAGGCAAAUAAUUGCGAUGUCUUCAAAUCGAUAAAACCAAACUGCGACGAGACAAAAGAGAAACUGGAACUGAUCGAGUCGUGCUCUGAUGCGAUCGCCGAGAAAGUAACGCCAACCAAUUUAAUAACUUCUUCAACAUUGAACACUGAAUCUUUAUCCGUUGUCGAAGAUCACGUUCUAGAAUCGAAUUUAUCGGAAACGAAAAAGGAGGAGCCAUCAGAUGUGGAAGAGAUCCGACGCACCGAUUUGAACACCUCGGAAGAUCGAUCGGCGCAGAAAGUAGAAUUUACGGACGUUGAAACAAUCGAUAAUGUACAUGCGACAAAUACGCUUUCUUUGCACGCUUCGUCAGAGAAGGAAAAAGUCGAGCUAUUACCGCCAUCAGAGAUAAGCGCAGAAGAUACAGAAUGCGUAUCAGAGAAAAAAUCUGCUCACGACACAAGCAUAAAUAUUGCGGACCAACUUCUGUCUGAAACCACCGAAAAAACGUCAAUCGAUAGCUUGAAAUUGAUCGAGCAGCAAACAACUGAACCUGAUGAUGAUAAAAAUGCUGACAAAAUCGAAAUCCAGAAGCCGACAGAUAUUUCCGAAUUACCGAAAGAAGAGCAGACAAAGGUAGAAGAAGAGAUUCUUCUCGAGAACAAAGUUCUUGAAGAAACGAGACUCUCGUCGGCAUCAGAAGGCAGCGAAAAUGAAGCGUUGCUCGCUGAUGACAAGGCUAUUCGGGUCACAGAUUCCUACGAUUCGCUACCUCAGAAGAAAGACGAUUUAGAAGAUGGCGACGAUGGCGACGAAAGAACUCGAUUAGAAUCGUCCGGCAAGAAAUCAUUCAAGAGUUCUUCUCAAUCGGUGAGUAAGGAGCGGCACGACGACCGGAAGAAAUCAACAGCGUCCAAGAAUAGAAGAAGAAGAGUCGCGGCAUCAAAGAUCUCCGAGUUGUCGAGCGACAGCGAGAACGAGGGCAAGAUCGAAUCCGCUUCCUCGAACAAGAGCAAGAUUGUGAAGAGCGUGUUCGGCCGAGUGUUCGGCUGUGAGAAAGUGGAUAAAGUGAAGGAGGUGCUGAACGACUGGGUGUCACGAUCGGAGGAUGAUUCCACGGAUGCGUCGAGGAGUGCCUCGGAAGCGAGAUUCUGCGUGCGCGAGCCCGCAAAGAUCCCCGAGAACGGAUACAAGAAAGACAAAAAGCGCUAUUCGAGCUCCAACACGAAGAAGAACGCGGAGCGAUCAUCCAGAAGGAAAGGCAGCGAUAAGAGCAACGGCAUCGAAAUUCAUGGGAAAUCGAAGAACCGGAAGAAGCAAGAGAGAGAUCCUGACUCGAUGCCUGAAGAUCGUAUCGAAUUACCAUCGCUGAUCUAUACGACUAAGCGGAAAUCUAGAGAGAGCAAGAUAAGAGCAGAUGAAAGGAUUCUGAGAACCUUCGACGACGAGUCGCCGAUUAUUUCGGAAGACGAGAAUGUAGACGGGAUUAAAGAAACGGAGAGCCAGUUCGAGAGCGGCUCUUUGAACGAAAAGGAUAAGGAAUCGAGGAAAUACCAGGAGAAAGACUGGAACGAGGAACGAUCAAAGAGUAAGAACGCGAUCUCCGAAGACUGCGAGAAUCUUCGAAGCAAACACGACGCUCAUGGGAAAUCGAAGAACAACUCGAGCUAUCGUAAGAGGCAGAGUGCUAACGCGCGGGAUGAGCGUUCCUCAUCGCCGUCGCAAUUCAACGUGUUCAAGUACAGGCGAAGGGAGAGUAAAACCAAAGCCGGCGAGAGGAUUUGGAAAACUUUCGACAACGCGACGUUGUCGUGUCUUUCCACUGAGCGAGACCUCGAUGAGACAGGCGAGGUGGAACAAGAGACUGAAUUUUACGAGGCCAGGAAUCACUCGAACGACUCAAAAAGCGUUAAGCAAGCGGAUGGUAACGGCUGGAAAACGUCCGUGCUGGAGGAAAAUCAAGAUCAAACGCGAACGAGCAAUGGGCGUGGAAAAAUGAGAAAAGAUUCGAUUAGUCGCAAGAGGGAAGAUUUCGACGCAACAGGUAACGAAUUAGUUUCAAUUGGCAACGUAUUUACGGACAAACACAAGGUCGGCAAGACGAAGGUAGAGAAGAUUCCGAGAGACUUUGAACACGCAACUAUUCAGGAAACGAACAACCGCACGCAAGAUGGUCUCGAAUCCUUCGUUUACGAUACCUCGAAAUAUAUGGAUCAAAGCCACGAUGACUCGUCAACGAAGCUAAAUCAGUCAAGGAAGGUUUCAAGAAGCAGUAGAAAGGAAAAUGCCAACGAAACUUGGAAACAUUCAGCGAGAAAUCUCGAGUUUGAUGAGGAAGAUGAUCAACCGAUCGAGAAGGACAUCCGGCGAAAGAACAAGGAGUCGCCACGUAGUCGUUGCAGUAGUCUAGCGGACGAGGGACCGGUGGCAAAGGAUCUCCUGAAGGGAAAUUCUCAGGCAAUUCCAGAAUCCGAUAAUGAUGGCAACGAUGAGAAAGAGGAGGAAGAGGAAGAAGAAGACGAUGACGAAGACGGUGAUGUUAGUAAACGAAGGAUGUCGCCGCUUUACGCUCGCGAAACUCCCGAUAGUUCGAUAGACAGUAGCUCCAACAAUGAGGAGGAGGAGGAAGAAGAAGAAGAGGAGGAGGAGGAGGAGGAGCAAGUAACGCACGAGGAUAAUUCUAGAAAGACGAAUUCUAACGAGUUCUCUGGCGAAAAGAUCAUCAUCAGGUCGCCAUCGUCGGGACACGGGUCGGACGUAGUGACGAUCGCACCUACGGACGCGAUCGAGGAUAACGCGUUGGACGUGCCGAGGGAAAUCGCGUCAGCGACGGAACCACGGCAGGGCAAGAUCUUAAACUUCGACGAGGAACUGUUUGUCGAGUGCUGUUCGAGACUGAAGGCCACGAGCGAGAACGAAUUGAGAGGCGCGAAAAAGAUCAAGCUGGAUCACACGGAAUCCUACCACAGGAGGGAUGAUCAGUCACAAGGAUUUAAAAUCAACAGGGACCGGUGGAGGGACGUGGAGAGUCAGAAUAGCCUCGGCAGCCUCCUCGAGUCGGUGAAUCAACUGCUCGGCGAGGAAAUGUACAACAGUCACGAUAGAAGUUAUCGAACGCGAGGUAGCGAGCGAUCGAGCCGAUCUGCCAGCCCGGACGCGUCACGUGCUGACAAUCUGGGCUACGAGGACAGCUUAAAAGUCGCCUUUGAGCACAACAACAAACUGCGAGAUAAAAUCCAACAACGCAUGAGGGAAAGCGAAAAUCUAAUAGCCAGCACAUUCAGUCAGAAGACUAACGAUGAUAAUCAGGAUUACGCAGACGAUGAUAAGCGAGAUAGUGUUGGAAAUUCGUAUUCCUCGAGUAUGCACGAGCACGAACAGCUGUCUACAUCAGUCACAUCGAAUAGAGAGCAGGAAUUGUCGCCAGCACAUAAGAAUAAAAUGAAUUCGACUUUAGGCGGUCUGUUAGAUAAAGCAUUGUCUAACUUGUUGCACAACAACGGCAAACACGAUCACAAUGGCUCUGCACCAAUGAAACUGCUGGCGGAACUGGCCUGUGCGCGAGCUCCGACUUCUAUGUCACCGAAGGAUACCGCAAGCACUAAGAAUCAUCAAUCGGUGAAGAUGGUCGCGGCAGCGGUGGCAGCGGCAGCGGCAGCAGCGGCGGCGGCGGCAGCGGCGGUCAAGGAUACUCCGGAUUCUCCAAAGCGACCGGCGAGGGAUCCAGCGGUGACAUCGAGGUCUCCGUCAACGAAGAAGGCGAGGAACCCCAUCAAGGAAUUGUUUGAGCGCAAGAAGGAGAUGAACGACCGAAAGGAGCAGGAACGCUCGAAGAUUACGCUGGAGAAACUACGCAAGCCGAAGAAGAGCAAGAGGCAGCAGUUGCAACAAGAUUUCCCACUGAUCCGCAGGAACGAACGCUGCGGCGGCUUGGUUGAGAAGAAGAAGCGCCGCGGCUCUUUCGAGCGCAAGACGGAGGAGAGAAUAAAGGACGUGUACGAUUUCGACGAGGAAGAGAGUCAGACUGCGCUGCCUGCUCUGGGUAGCGUGAUGUCCUACAGGUGCCAGGUUGACAAGAGCUACGAGAGCGCUUGGUCGAGAACGAAAAACAGCGAUGGGGAGCUCAACUUGGAGAACAGGACCAACUACGUCGCAGACACUAAAUUAAAUGUUGUCGACCGUAAGCUUCAAGAGUUGGAGAAGUUCACGCCGAAAACGAAGGGUGCUCUGAAGUCAUUCCAGAGCGAGCAACGGCAGCAGCAGCGGAUUGCUGGUUCGAUCACUGGACCGAUGGACGAGUUCGUAGAGAGAAAGCAGCAACGCCCGAAGCGACCCGUGGAACAAACCAUCAAGCAGCCUAACAAGCUGAAAAAGCGAAGCAAGAGCGCGAAGAAACGAGCAAGGAACGCGUGGUACGAGAACGACAGCUCGGACGAAUUUCGGACGGCCGCGAAAACGGAGGACGUCGGCGUCGGUAUCUCGAAGAGUCAGCGUGCGUGCUCGAAGGGCAAGCAGAACAUUUUUGCGGACCUGUCGACGUCGUCCGAGAGCGAGUACGAGCGAGGCGAUGCCGAUCCUGAGGCCGCCAGCGAGCAGCGAACGUCGCGAUCGAGGAAGAACGCGAAGAAACCAAUCGGCACUGACGUCGACGAGACGGAUCGUGAUCAACAUACGAUCGACAACGAAGAAUUCAAGAACGAAGAUCAGAUUGUGGACGAUUGGCGGGACCGAGUGGCGCAGGAAAGUAUCGCGAAGAAGGAUUGCGAGGCUGCAAAAUCGGAAUCGGAAAUGUCGGAUCAUUCGUUGGUGAUUGACGAGAGGAAGAUUAUGGACGAGGCGAGAAACAGCGACGAUGACAUGGACAAUCAGUAUGAACGGGCGUUCGACCUGGACGAUCUGUACAGAGACGACAGCUCGGAUGCGGAAACGGAGGAGAACGAAGAGAGUAAAGAAGAAAAAUCGAUCACGCAAGAGAUGAGGAAUGGCGUCGACGUGCAAGUGGUAAAUGAAAACGCGACUCUGCAGGCGGAAGCCGCUGCUACGAACGCGAAAAGGUACGCGCCAGAGAACGAAUUGAUUCCCUUAGAAGAAGCCUUGGAUUUCCUGGAUCGACACGAGGACCUCGACGAAAAAUCGGAGAACAUGCACGCGGAAGUUCAACCGAAGAGCAACGCCGUCAAUGGUACCGCAGAGAUGGACGAGGCUUCCAACGAUGAGGUCGUCGAUGAGAGCAAAGUUCUCAACUCUAAGAAGAUGCGAGACGAGAAGGAGGAGCUGGACGACGAUGCGCCGACCUUACCGGAGAAACUCUCGAGCAAUGAAAAACCGCAGAAAGCAUCCGACAAUCUCCCCCUUCACGUGUUUCUUAGCAGGAAGGUGCAGGAAUCGAAGAAGAGAAAGCAGCAGCAGUUGGACAAGCUACGAGAGGAGCAAAAGAGAAUACUCAUGGACCUGCAGCCUACCAGGCGGCAGCGAAAGUGCGCGAUAGGCAAGCAGGGAUUGUUGGCGGAAAUAAGCAGCUCGGAUGAAGAACCGUACGCCCGAGAUAAUAGCAGAAGAGCGAACGACCACGUAACCGAUAAAUCGCGUAAAAAACGGGAGUCAAAGGAGAAGAGAAAGGAGAGGUAUCUCGAAAAGAAGCACGAGCAGAUGAUCGCCAAGGAGCAGAAGGCGAUCGAGGAGGAAAUUUUGCGCGAGGUCGGCAAGAGAAAGGAGAUCCUUUCGCAAAACGUCGACGACACUGCUGCAUUAAGUGCUGAUACAACGGAAGCUAAAGUCACUUCGGGACACGCUCAAAGGAGGAAACACCAGACGAAGGAGAGACAAAAGAGGAGCACUGACGAGAACGCGGAGCGCGCGACUUGCCAGUCUCCCGUCGGCACAAGAACCAACAGCGACAAAUCCGAAUGCGCGUUCUCUGCGGCAGAGAAUGCGACGGAGAAUAACGGGCACCUGUCAACCUCAACGAAGCAGAAGAAAUGCUCGAAGUCACCAGUAAGAUCAAGGAAGCUCUCGAGGCCCGAGAACGGGAAGGUCUCGGCGAGCAAGAAGGGCAGGGACGCGACAGCGGAGAGAUCGAAGAAGACAUCUGCGAGCAACAAGGACUCGAAGGAGCGCAGAUCGUCGAGCGGGAAGCGCGACUCCGACGACGAGGAGCUGAAGACCACCAAGUCGUGGAACAAGGUCGAGGAGGGCGUCGGGGUGGCGAUCGGCCGGCGAAAGCGCAGUGCCGCCCAUCAGUUGUACUACUGGUCCAGCUCAAGUGACGAGGAGGAGGUGCCGGAGCCGGUCGCCGCGCCCGAGGAGGAGGACGAUCGGCAGGAGCAGCACGGCUGGAUCGUCGGCGACUCGCACAAACGGAUGAUAACGAUGCUGGCGAUGGAGAAGCAGCUGAAGGAGAAACGACGUAGGAGCGAGGACGAGUUCGAGCCCGGCAAAUCCAAGGGCAAGAAACACCGGAACAGCACCUCUUGAUACGUGUUUCACGAUUGAACGGCGAACGACGUGCGGUGGACGUGAUACGAUAAUUCUCGUUUUUCUUGUUUUUAUUAUGUUUCUUCGCUUAGGGAAUUCAAUUAUGGAGAAAAUGCAACCG